GAUGGACGACACAGUUGACUUCUUGCAGACGGUCAAGACCGUCUUUCCGGACAUUCUUGCUGUUUUGUCUGAUGUGGAGAUACGUGUUUUGGAUUCACGUGCCGAUGAGCCGUUCGAUGCCGAAAGUGUGAACACUGAGUUCGUGCAGACGUCCGAAGCUCGUUUUGUGUCGUCACACACUGUGAUGAUGGCUAAGAGCUUGCUGAGAGGAGCACUGGUUGGACCAAGUACUAAAGGGAAGGAGUUAGACAUUGCAAAGCAGGAAAAACUGAUUGAAGCAACUACGAAAGUUCAUGAGAGGAUUAAAGUGAUAAUCGAUGGACGGUUGGAGGCAACCAAGGAGGCUUAUGGUGCUGUUGGUUUGCCACGAGUCAUUCGAUUGGCUCGUAGAUACAAAAUGAGUCCAUCAGAGUCUGAGGUGUUGGUGUACUGCCUUGUCUGUUCUGUAGCUCGUUCUCGACGAGCUUCUGUUCAUCUUAACGAUGCCAAAUUCCUGACCUCUGACACACUUCAAGUGUGUAGAGCAUGUAACAUUGGCAUAACCGAAAUGAUGGACUUCUUGUCGUUGGAAAGGGAGCACAUGCAGCAUGGCCUUUUUCCUGAUGUUAUGCCAAAUUACACACUGCAGUGCAGCCUGACAUAUGACGAGACCGUCUGCAGAACUCUGAUUGGGUGCAAUAUAAAGAGCAGUGAAUUCUUGAAGCUCGAGCAGACGUGCCUGGCUGAUGUAUUGAUAGAGGAGUCAGGUGGUGAGAAAUACAGGAGUGGAGGUGACAUGAGUAAUGCUGCAUUAGCACCAAACACUCAGGAGGACAAGGACAAGGUCGUUACCGAAAACAAGAUUGAAGUCACACAAGAUGAAGAUGUUGUUGACAAACACUCAAAACCAGAAGAAGCAGUUUCUGUACAGGACACCAAGACGACUACCAAUUUGCCACAGGACAACAAUGUGGAUUUAGAUUUUCUGUUGAAACGGGAAAGACAACGCGAGAAAGACUUGGUUGUUGAAAAAGAUACACAAAUUGAGAAAGUAGUGACAGAAGCUGGAGAGGAUGACGCAGCUGAUGAUAGUUUGAAGCCUUACAAAACUGAUCUUGAUUACCUCGAUGACAAUAUACAGUGGGUUGCUCAGAAGCUGAAGCUGAAACAAAUGGAUUCUCGUUUGGAGAUUGAGGAGCAAAUGGGUGAUGAAAUUCACGACACAAGAACUAUUCGUUUAAAGAGGGAAGCACAAUCGAAGUUGAAAGUGCUAGAGAACAAGUGUGCACGCCGGCUUGCUAUGACGAAGCAAACUGGUACUUGGGUGCCACGUUUAGAACGUAUGAUCAGCUCUCGAAAACUGUGUGAAUUUGAGAAAAAGGUUUUGCUUACUUUGAUCAGCAACACUAUUCAGCCAAACAAGAUCAUGCUGUAUCUUGACUAUCAUGGCGGUCAACAUGGUUUCAAAGUAGGAGAUUUGCUUCGACUUUUCUGCUCUGAUUUGGCUACUCAGAUCAAAAGUCGAGUGUAUUUCUACAAAACGGCAUCAUUAGUACGUGAAGGCAUGAUCAUUGUUCAUGCGUCUGGCUUGUCGGGUGAUCCAACCGGAGCCAAAGUUGAAAUCGAUCGACGCAUGCUCGAUUUUUGCGUUGGUCUUGAUACCGAGUUUUCUGAAAUUGUUGAAGGCUCUCAUCUCUAUUAUCCCAAAACAAAGUUUGAAUCGGUGAUCGUGAGUCAGGAGCAGAAGGAUCUUAUUAUGAGCACCGUUAGCAAUUUUGAGUCAUACAAAAUCUGUCGCAAACGGUUUGGUUUGGAUGACGCUAUUACGUACGGUGCAGGUAUGGUCAUGUUGUUUCACGGUCCACCUGGAACUGGAAAAACCAUGAUGGCCAAUGCUCUUGCCAACAAGCUUGAAAAGAAAGUGCUGCUCAUUAAUUUUCCUAGUCUCGGUUCAAUGACGGCUGGCGAGAAUUUCAAAUUUAUAUUUCGAGAGGCAAAGAUCAAUGAUGCCAUUCUGUUCUUUGACGAAUGCGAAGGCAUCUUUGAAACGAGAGAGAAAGGGGGUCACGACAUCAACAUGUUACUGACGGAGAUUGAACGUCACGAUGGUCUCAUUAUCUUGGCAACAAACAGGCCAUAUGAUCUAGAUGAGGCAAUGCAUAGGCGAAUUAUGCUUGCCAUUGAAUUUCGCAAACCAGACCAUCUUCUAAGAAGAAGCAUUUGGGAGUCACACAUUCCAGAAUUGAUGCCACUGGCAGAGAAUGUUAAUACAACUGAGUUGGCUUUGAAGUUUGAGCUCAGUGGUGGGUUCAUUAAGAAUGCUGUGCUGUCUGCUCUCUCACUGGCUGUAUCUCGAGAUGGUAAUAGCCCAGUCGUGCGGCAAGACGACUUGCUGCAAGGUGCCAUCUUCCAGCUGAGAGGUCAUCUCAGAAUGAAGGAAUUUGAUCGACGUGUCGUUCCUGUAUGUGGACUAGAUGAAGUACUGGUAGAUGACGAUUUGGCGAAGUCGUUGCGAGAGCUUGUAUCAUUUGAAAAAGCCAGAUCAGUCUUGUUUGGACAAUGGGGAUUUGGCAAGCGAAUGAUGGAGGGUGUGACUGCUUUGUUUCAUGGUCUCCCUGGCACUGGCAAAUCGCUAGCUGCUGAAGCAGUCGGAUAUGAAGUUGGCCGUGCUCUAAAAGUGGUAAACAGUGGAGAGCUGUUGAGCAAAUGGGUUGGAGAAAGUACCAAGAAUAUCGAUGCCAUUUUUGAAGAUGGACGCGACUCUGAUGCUAUACUUGUAUUUGAUGAAGCCGAAGGUCUCUUUGGGACAAGAACUGAAAUGAGCUCGUCUACUGACCGAUAUGCCAACGUCGACGUCAGUGUUUUGUUGUAUCAUAUUGAGCGCUAUCCAGGCAUCGUCAUACUCACUACGAAUCUCAUCGACAACAUCGACAAAGCCUUUUUCAGACGCCUGAAAUUUAUUCUUCACUUUAGAACUCCAUCACGCUCUCUGCGACGUGAUUUGUGGAAGCUUCUCAUACCUUCGGAGGCUCCCAUUGCUGACGACAUUGAUUUUGAAGAGCUAAGCUAUUUCGAGAUGAAUGGUGGUGAUGUGAAAAGUGCCGUCUUUAGAGCCGCAUCACGAGCUGCUCUCAGGGCUGAUGACACUCGGAAAAUUACCAUGAAAGAUUUGCAAGAAGCUGCCAAAGAAGAACUAAACAAGACUUCAGGAAGACCAGGGUUUCGUCGUCAGGACUCUCAGCAGACAGCAAUGUACAGUUGAGGCAGAAUUAUUCAAAGACAAUGUUUGUAUUCAAGCAGUGGAGCAGGCUUUUACGUUUUUAUUGUAUGAAAUUUAGCUGAGACAUGUUGUCUUACUGAUUUUGUUUAGUGCAGGUGCAGCAAACUUGAGUUGUUUCUAUUAUUUUGCAAAUGAGAAUGUCUAUCUUGUAGCAGUUAAAGUGGAUUAGAGUUGUACCGUUUGCUUUAUUCA
Molecule: messenger RNA, 3451 nt
Organism: Corticium candelabrum
Lineage: Eukaryota; Metazoa; Porifera; Homoscleromorpha; Homosclerophorida; Plakinidae
Exons: 17
Coding region: 2-3241 (1079 amino acids)
Biological process (GO): proteasome-mediated ubiquitin-dependent protein catabolic process
Cellular component (GO): proteasome regulatory particle, base subcomplex
Molecular function (GO): ATP binding; ATP hydrolysis activity; proteasome-activating activity
Source: RefSeq, a predicted model, not a curated record